AUGCUGCUACUAUCUCUCUUCAACCCAAGACCUACGGGGCCAGCAGCGUCUCCUUCAAAGGAUGCCCUUCCAGCAGCACCUUCAAACGGUGCCAGUCCAACAGCGCCUCCUUCGAACGUCGUGAGUCCAACAGCACCUCCUUCAAACGAUGCCAGCCCCGCAACACCUCCUCCGAACGACGCGAGAAAAAGCAAAGAAAAGGUCGACCCAAGAACGCUAGCCAAGCGCCAGAAAGCAGCGACACAGCUUGGAAAACAACUCGGUAUCUUUACCGCAUACUGUCGUCGACUGGACCAUUUGCUUCAACAUGCAUCUCCGUCCUCGGAUGUAGCUGACAAUGACGCAUUCAAGAAACUCCGAAGUACUUGGGCAAAAGAGAUGAGAGCAGCUGGUAGGGCAUGCAACGCCGUUCAAGAAUAUUGGUCUGGUUGGUACGGGCACUGGGGAAACACUUUGUGGCUAUGCAUUGAAAAAUGGUCCCGCCACAUGGUGCCACCCGCGGACGGGUUCAACCUAGAAGACAUUUGUAAGGACUGUGGAAACAUCAACGGUCAGAGUUCACCUCACGACUUCGUUGAUGUGGAAGCGUUCCGUUCCGAGCUGCAGCGCAGGCUUUCGUACGCAUACCCGGAUCUGUACGCCAAAGAUGGAGAGGCGAAGUCUGCCAAAAAUGAGCACGAGCGGCUGAAGUCCGACAUCACGUUCUUGCUCACAAUAGCAGGAUUUGUUGAGGUCGAGGAGGAUUUAGAGGAGGAUACUAAGCGCAGAAUUUUGCGAAAUGCGCGACCGUGGCUUGCUGCUCUGACAACUAUCGCUGCAGCAGGCGCCCUCGCAUUUGCGGUCGGGACAGCUGCUGUUCCAGUCGCUCAACUCAUCCAUCGAGUCAUUGGGGGAGGCGAAGCUCAGAUUCAGGGUGUGCAGCCGGCACAAGCUGCUCAAAUACGAGUGACGAUCUCGGUCACGAACACAAAGGCACUUAUGAAGCAAGUCACUGAUUCGUCCGUCAAACCGACCCUCGCUUUCUUUCUCUUGGUGAGGAAACUGUACGAAAAGCAUGUGAAACUUUUAGGAUUACCCAUGCAAGAUGCAGUCGAUCAGAUAGACGACAAGAUAGCGGACCUUAUCCGAGGCCGCAAAGAGCAGUGGCGUGUGCUGCUGCAUCGGCGCCAAGAGAUCGUCUUGUGUCUCCGUAAAUGGCCUACAAGAAGCAUACCCCCGCUGCCUCGCGCUGGCGAUCGAAAACCCCAGGUGGAUGUCAACACGAGGGUCUCAGCGAGUUGGUACGCUCAUCCCAACCUUCGACAUAUCCUAGAGCCGAUACAGCUCAACAGUGUUUACCCCAAAGGACUGCUUCUUUACUAUUUACACGGCGCCUCCGGCGUGGGAAAGACGCAGUUCUGCAUCGACCUUGCUGACACUUUCGGGCUUCCGGGCUGUAGCCCUGAGCUGAACGAGACAGAUCUUCCCAGCUUCUUCAAGCAACCUUCCCAAAAUCUGGAAAGCUGGUCGGAUCCUCAAGUCAGCGCAGAACAACUCAUCGGCACAAUACCUUGGCUGAUUGUGCAACAUUGUUGUGCCAAUCCUGUUCUCAUGUUUGAGCAGCCCCGAGUCCUAUCAGGGGCGGCCUGGUCAGAGCACUUCGAUGCCUUGGUUGGCUUCCUAGAGCCCGCCCAGCGGAUUCAACGAAUAAGCAUUGCUGGGUCUGCAGUGGAUUUUGACAUCUCAGCCGUUACCGUCUUCUUCACGAGCACCGAAAAUCUCCAAAAUGAAAGGCUGAAAAGCCGGCUAACAUUUGUACAUUUUCCUCCUUUGUCGCCGGAAGCCAAGGCGGAGGCACUCCAUCGAUUUUUGGAAGAAGAAAAGAAAAGGUUUACAAACGAGCUCAACGAGACUUUACUGAACGGGGUGCAUGCACGAUUAAGAGGACUUGUCGAGAGUCUGUCCUCCCGAGAGCUGUGUCAGGAGGCAGGUCUCCGGAGGCUGCUUUGGGUCUUUCGCCACCGGUUGUGGGGGGACGCUUUGAAGGCAGAGCAGCAACGUGCCGGCAAGCCCAAUCGCGACAAAAUCGACGAGAUAGAGAAAAUUUUCCGCGAUGCGGUCGUGGAUACGAUGACCACACAGUUCAGUGAAUCGGGCGAGGUCAAGAUGAAACAGUACUCGAACAGAGUACACAAAGCCAUUACAAAGGGCAUUGCCCAAAGCACAGUGGACCAGAAGCGCUCUGCUAACGUAGCCGCUGAGUUGCGCGCAACAAGAGGUACCCAGCGGCUGCCAAAACUUGCAUGGUUCAACGAGCAACGCGAUCAGAAGCUGGAAAAGCCUGUGGAAGAAGACGUCAUCAUGAGAGCUGUGAUCCAUUCGUCUACUAUCAUCUCGCUAGUCCAUUCACUACACUCCCGUCACAAAGAUUCUUCUGCCUAG
Messenger RNA from Ceraceosorus guamensis, 2421 nucleotides. RefSeq lists its product as hypothetical. NCBI's taxonomy places the organism in Eukaryota, Fungi, Basidiomycota, Exobasidiomycetes, Ceraceosorales, Ceraceosoraceae. The record is from RefSeq and is a predicted model, not a curated record. The coding region runs from base 1 to 2421 and encodes 806 amino acids. The transcript has a single exon.